Molecule: messenger RNA, 1736 nt
Organism: Medicago truncatula (barrel medic)
Lineage: Eukaryota; Viridiplantae; Streptophyta; Magnoliopsida; Fabales; Fabaceae
Product: probable ADP-ribosylation factor GTPase-activating protein AGD8
Exons: 7
Coding region: 234-1463 (409 amino acids)
Biological process (GO): COPI coating of Golgi vesicle
Molecular function (GO): GTPase activator activity
Source: RefSeq, a predicted model, not a curated record
UCAUUUUAAAAGAGAAAACAAGUUUAAUAAACAGAAAUAAAGUUUUGCGUUUCGUCUGCAAAUUGCUCAGGAGGUGCUGUUCUUCUUCCUCAAAAGCACCCCCUGAGAUUCAAAUCAAAUUCAAAAACCUAAAUAGAUUCUAACGAAUCAAAUCAAAUCAAAUCAUAUUCAUAUAAAUCAAAAAUCAUUUUCAAUUUCCUUUUCCGUUUCAUUUUUCCCUUAAUCGCAUUUCAAUGGCUUCCGAUAGCUUCACCGACAAGAACGCCGUUUUCAGAAAACUCAAAACCAAAUCCGAAAACAAGAGUUGUUUCGAUUGCAAUGCGAAGAAUCCAACAUGGGCGUCUGUAACGUAUGGGAUCUUCCUCUGCAUUGAUUGCUCUGCUGUUCAUCGAAGUCUCGGUGUUCAUAUCAGUUUCGUGAGAUCUACGAACUUAGACUCGUGGACUCCUGAGCAACUUAAAAUGAUGAGCUUUGGAGGAAACAGUAGGGCACAGGUUUUCUUUAGGCAGCAUGGAUGGAACGGAGAUGGUAAAGUAGAGGCAAAGUAUACAUCCAGAGCUGCAGAGUUGUAUAAGCAACUGCUUUCAAAGGAAGUUGCUAAAAGUAUGUCUGAGGAGGCUGCCUUGUCUGCACCACCUGCUGCUUCUUCUCAGUCUGCCCAAGGGACUAAUGGACUUCCUGAUGUUAAGACAAAUGAAGUCCCAAUUGAAAAGACUGUGGAAAAAACUGUGGAGAAGCCAGAAAAGACCGAGAGCAGUUCUUCACCCAGAGCUUAUACUGCAGUUUCGAAUAAUUUGAAGAAGCCUAUUGGAGCCAAAAAAACUGGUAAGAGUGGGGGACUUGGAGCCCGUAAGCUCACUAGAAAGCCAAGCGAGUCCCUCUAUGAGCAGAAGCCUGAAGAACUACCUGCUCCAGUUUCAUCAUCGACAAUUACAAAAAACAACUUGCCUUCUGGGCCACCUCUAACAUCUCGGUUUGAGUAUACAGAAGAUGUCCAAUCAUCUGAGUUGAAUUCUGGAGGUUCAAAUGUAACCGGUCACGUGUCUGUACCAAAGUCAUCAUCAAGCUUCUUUUCGGACUUCGGAAUGGAUAGUGGCUUUCAAAAGAAAUCUGGGCCUAGCUCCUCCAAAGUGCAAAUUCAGGAAUCUGAUGAAGCAAGAAAGAAGUUCUCAAAUGCAAAGUCUAUUUCUUCAUCCCAAUUUUUUGGAGACCAGAACAAGGCUAAUGCGGAUGCUCAAGCAACUUUAUCAAAGUUUUCAGGUUCAUCUGCCAUCUCCAGUGCUGAUCUUUUUGGUGACUCGAGUGACAACGUUGAUCUUGCUGCUAGUGACCUUAUCAAUAGAAUAUCUUUCCAGGCACAACAGGAUAUCUCUUCCCUUAAGAACAUUGCUGGAGAGACUGGGAAAAAACUCACCUCCUUGGCAUCCUCCUUGAUGACAGAUCUUCAGGACCGAAUCCUCUAAAAUUGUAUGUUCUGUAUUUAAGAGAACCUUCUGUGUUUGCUACAGAUACUAGCCGUUUAUGUUUUGAAUGUAAUAGAAGAGAAGAGCUCAAUACACAAUUUUUUGAUGAACAAAGAAUAAGACACUUUAAUAUUCAAGUUUGUCAUUUAGACUGGUGCUUUUGAUUUUGUAUCAUAGGUACUGUUUUAAGGUUGCUAAUAUGUUUUGGUUCACAUCUUACAUUUUUAAUUGGUCAAUACUGGUUUGUCGCAAGGUCAAUAAUGUUAUCUUUAA